AUGCAAACGACCAAGUACGAUGUCUUCGCCAGACUCAAAGCAAACUACUCCGAAACCGUACUUCCGCCACCACCGCCACCGCCACAAAUCACCCCGUCGACGCUAAUAUCCUUCACCGUGGUGGUGGCGGUGGUCUGCUUCGUGGGUUUCAGUAUUCUCUGCUUCUUCAGGUGCUGUUUCGUGAACAUAAGCUCCACCACCCUCGUUCAUCUUUCUCCCAAUGCUUCUCCCUUCAGAGGCCUCGACCCUUCACAGCUGCAAGCGUUCCCCACGUUCCUCUACGCCACCGUGAAGGAUCUCCGCAAGGAGAAGAAUCAGUAUUCAUUAGAAUGCGCCAUUUGCUUGUUGGAGUUCGACCAUGACAGCAUGCUGAGACUCUUAACCGUUUGCUACCAUGUUUUCCACCAAGAGUGCAUCGAUUUGUGGCUAAGGUCACAUAAGACUUGCCCCGUUUGUCGCACGGAUCUUGAUCAGUCACCAUUGAUCACAAACAAAUCUCCAGAACACCAAAACGUGGACAAUAUUGUAGAACAAGAGAUCAGCACAGAUCAUCAUCACGUGUGCAUUGAUGUAAAAGAAGGUGAUGAUAGUGAGGGCAUGCAGGAACAGAAGAUUGAAUUUGCACGUUCACACUCAACGGGACAUUCCAUAGUUAUGGUUAGAGGAGAAGGGAGACAUGCUGAUAAAUAUACGUUGAGAUUGCCGGAGAAUGUGGCGUUCAAAAUUGUAAAAGGAGGGCACAACUACUCCAAGAGUUGUUCUAGUUCCAAAGAUAUGGCAAGGCUUGCUGCGCCUUGCAGGAAUUGUGGUUAUGUUCAAACUGUAUUUCAAAGUUCCUCAUCCCGUAGUGAUAUAAAAAAUAUUUAA
Glycine soja is the source of this 867-nucleotide messenger RNA. RefSeq names its product RING-H2 finger protein ATL29-like. NCBI's taxonomy places the organism in Eukaryota, Viridiplantae, Streptophyta, Magnoliopsida, Fabales, Fabaceae. The transcript has a single exon. The record is from RefSeq and is a predicted model, not a curated record. Bases 1 to 867 code for a protein of 288 amino acids.